AUGAAAUUAAAUAGUAUCGCAAUAGUCUUUUUGUUUUCCUGUUUCUUGAACUUUUUUAAAAAUGUGUCUGCCCUUAGGCGUAGUUCUCCAGAUGUAUCACUAGACGAUUCUUUUCUCCAAGUAAAAUCAGCUUCUGCACAAGAUAAACAAGAUGUGACCCAGGGUUCAAACCCAAGGGUCCAAGUCCCUUCGGUAGACCCUGAAGGUUUAAAGAAGAUGGUGGCUGCCGCAGUUCUUUCCAACCAGAACCAACCUCUCCAAAACGGUGCUCUGAAUCCUGAAGAUUAUAAUCAAACUGCUGCCGUAAAUUCAUUGAAUAAAGCCGUUAAUGUAAUGGCUAGCCCUGUGAACGGAGUAAAUCCCAUGGCAGCUGUUGGUGCUAUGAACUCACUUAAUGGAAUGACCGGUGUAACAGAUAAUUUUAAUCAGACAGCGCCAGUUAAUUAUCAGGACAAUAACCAAACUCAAGAAACCAGCCUUGAUCACCUGAAUCUACUUUUGGAUCCUUCUUUAGCAAAAAUAUCUGAAGCUGAUAGACAUAUAAAAGAAUGCAUGGAACGUUCUGUGCAUAGCCUUAAAAAGGUCUUGGAAGGACUCACCAACCUUGCAACUCUAGCUAAAAAUAGGGAAAAUGAACCUUUUAGUGUUUUGGGAGAUGAUUACACAAUGCGUAACGUUUUAGAUCUCAUGAACAAGGAGCUCAGGCAAGUUGAAUCUCUCCAGAAAGUAGUGCUUCAAUUCAACGCCUUCGCACUUUCAACAUUCACUAAAAAUGAAGACGAUAAUAAAAAAUCAUAA
This is a messenger RNA of Theileria annulata, 798 nucleotides long. RefSeq lists its product as uncharacterized. The transcript is spliced from 2 exons. Lineage: Eukaryota; Apicomplexa; Aconoidasida; Piroplasmida; Theileriidae. Bases 1 to 798 code for a protein of 265 amino acids. The record is from RefSeq and is a predicted model, not a curated record.